GAGGCGGCAGAUCCUGGUUCCGGAAGUGGGGGUUGGUAGGGCUGGGCUGGACUGGACUUCCGGUUAGGGAGCGAGGCUGCGGUGAAGAGGGACGCGGAGUGCUGGACUGAUGCAGGCGAUCAAGUGUGUGGUGGUGGGCGAUGGCGCGGUGGGUAAGACCUGCCUACUCAUCAGCUACACGACCAAUGCCUUCCCUGGCGAAUACAUCCCCACUGUUUUUGACAACUACUCCGCCAACGUGAUGGUGGAUGGGAAGCCAGUGAACCUGGGCUUGUGGGACACAGCGGGACAGGAGGACUAUGACCGACUGCGCCCACUUUCCUACCCGCAAACUGACGUGUUUCUGAUCUGCUUCUCGCUGGUGAGCCCAGCCUCCUUUGAAAACGUCCGUGCCAAGUGGUACCCUGAAGUGAGGCAUCAUUGUCCAAACACGCCCAUCAUCUUAGUGGGGACCAAGCUUGACCUGCGAGACGACAAGGACACGAUUGAGAAGCUGCGGGAGAAGAAACUGACCCCCAUCACCUACCCACAGGGUCUGGCUAUGGCCAAGGAGAUCGGUUCGGUGAAGUAUCUGGAAUGCUCGGCACUAACCCAGCGAGGCCUUAAGACCGUGUUCGACGAAGCCAUCCGUGCGGUGCUCUGUCCCAUUCCUGUUAAGAAGAAGAAGAGAAAAUGCUUCAUUCUGUAACUCUCCUUUGUACCAGUUUACCAGGCCUACAGCAUUGAUUCAAAAAUGCCAAUAUUCUCCCUUUCAUUGUGAUCACUUUCUCCUUUUAGGAUUGCUAUUGAACACACCCAUGUACUUUUUCCAAUAUUUAAUGAGGAUUGGUUACUACUUGCUCCAUCCGCACUCCCUCCCCCAUUUCCCCUCCUUACACUCAUUUGUAUUUAAAUUGCCAAAUUAUCCACUAUAAACUAGCAAAACACUUCAUUUGCACUGCAAACACUAAGUCAUAGAAGGAAUUGCACCUUUCUGUCAUCUGGUACUGUUUACAGCCUGUCCAGAACUCUAACCAUACCAGUGUAGAACCUACUCCCUAAACAUCUCAGGAUCACUCCAAGUUAACAGUCAGCACACUCUGGAGGUGACGGUGUUGAUGUAGACUGACUCAGUACAGCUCUGAAGAUGUGACUGGAUUUAGAAAACUUCAGAGGCUGUAGAUUACUUUUGUUGGCCCUGGUUCUUUCUAGAUAACAUUACAUGCUAACACAUUACCUUGCUAGCUCCAAGUUGGCACAGAUGCUUUAGCGUUAAGUACGAGUUAAUCAUGUCUGCUGCUGCGUUAUCUGAACUUUAAAGAAACUAACACUUAACACAUUGGAAAGUCUACGCAAAUAACUAAUAAGGCUAGGAUGUGCUCCAGUUUGGAGGUGCAAUUAACAAUAAGGCAUUGGACUGAGAAUUUUCAGUAUUCUUGGAUUGAAGCAAAGCAGAUGCUAGAUUUUGGAAGGACCCCCGUAUGUGUUCUUGUUGAAUUGUAUAUUUUUUGAGUAAUGAUGCUAGAGGAAUGGAUAAUCUCAGGAACAGAUGUAAAACUUGGGGGUUUAAAAAGAACAAUUGAAAGCAUUGACUGGGUCCUAACAAGCUCUGAUUUGUAUUUUGUAAGGGAUUUUUCUGUAACAUAACCUCUCGUGUUUCUGAAAUGGUUAACUUCUCAGCUGUAUGUGGCUAACAAGAUUUUUAAAGAAAAAAAAGUAAAUUUUAACAGUAAGUUGUAUGGAAGUGUCAUUUUUCAUGUUGCAUUAACUGGAACUUAGAACAAAGUUGCAAAUUUUAGUUAACACCUUUCCGUGUCAAGUGCUUCAAGCAACAAUCCUGUUAGUAAAAGAGCAUUUUUUAGUACCUUGGUUGUAUUCCUCCGUGACUGCAGAUCUUAAAAUACUUCCCUGCUUCAACAUCGAGAAGCCUUAAAGACCAAAUCCUGCGCCAAGCCACUAACACCUUGCUUGUCCUCGUGCUUGGUUUAACUCUACCAUAGACGCCUUAUCUAAAAUGUACAUAAUCCCAAUGUAUUUUCUACCUAAUUUUUUCUAAUGGUUAUGUUCUGUGCAUGUUGCUAAUCUGUUUUUGGAACAGUGGGUUCCAUGGGUGGGAGGGGACAGCUGUUAACAAAAAUUAAUCUGCUUUUUAUAUAAACGUGUUAAAAUGUUGGGAAAAAAAAGGAACAGCUUGCUUGCAUUCUAAAUACUGUCUUAUGUUUACUGUGAUUUAAAUAAAUGGUUAAUAAUCUGA
Messenger RNA from Mobula hypostoma (lesser devil ray), 2233 nucleotides. RefSeq names its product ras-related C3 botulinum toxin substrate 1. Lineage: Eukaryota; Metazoa; Chordata; Chondrichthyes; Myliobatiformes; Myliobatidae. Gene Ontology annotation, cellular component: cytoskeleton; cell projection; cytoplasmic vesicle. The coding region runs from base 110 to 688 and encodes 192 amino acids. Gene Ontology annotation, biological process: small GTPase-mediated signal transduction; regulation of cell shape; regulation of actin cytoskeleton organization. The record is from RefSeq and is a predicted model, not a curated record. The transcript has 6 exons. Gene Ontology annotation, molecular function: GTP binding; protein kinase binding; GTPase activity.